GAGAGAGAGCGCCUCGGAUCGUCCAGUCUUUUCUCUCCUCCAGCUCAUAUCGGAGGUGGCAGGUGAUCGAACAGUCAGUCUGUCUGUGGAUGUUCAGCGGAUGUUCUUGUGCAGGCUUCUUCCCACCGCGGUGAGGCUGGACGGAUAAACUCACCAUGGCGCUGGAACCGGAGGGAAACAACCGGCUCCUGCAAGACGUGCUGGUGAGACCCGGCAACGAAACGUGCGCGGACUGCGGCAAUCCAGAGCCGGACUGGGCGUCACUGACAUUGGGCGUGUUUGUUUGCCAGGCCUGCUCGCUCCUUCACCGGAGCAUCCCCCACAUCAGCCGGGUGAAGUCUGUCCAGGACACGUGGGAUGCCAGUGAGGUGGAGUUAAUGGCUGCUAUGGGAAACAAUGCAGCCAAGGCCAAAUAUGAGCAGAAGGUUCCUGCUUUCUACUACAGACCUACACACACUGACUGCAAGCUGCUGAGAGAGCAGUGGAUCCGAGCCAAGUACGAAAGGAAUGAGUUUGAGUUCAUCGAGAAACAGGAGCCUUAUUCUGCAGGGUACCGAGAGGGGUUUCUAUGGAAACGAGGAAGAGACAAUGGUCAGUUUCUCAGCCGAAAGUUCAUCCUGUCAGAGAGGGAGGGAGCGUUAAAAUACUUCAACAAGCAGGAUGCCAGGGAUCCCAAGGCGGUGAUGAAAAUUGAGACCCUCAAUGCCACCUUCCAGCCGGCCAAGAUCGGCAACCCCUGCGGCUUGCAGAUCACCUACCUGAAAGACAACAGCACAAGGAACAUCUUUGUCUACCACAGUGAUGCUAAGGAAAUGGUCGACUGGUUCAAUGCUAUUAGAGCAGCAAGGUUCCACUACCUGCAGGUGGCUUUUCCUGGAGCAAGUGAUGAGGAGCUGGUGCCCAAACUGACCAGAAACUUCAUGAAGGAAGGAUUUAUGGAGAAAACAGGCCCAAAGCACACAGAGGGCUUUAAGAAGAGGUGGUUUACUAUGGAUGACAGGAGACUCAUGUAUUUUAAAGACCCUCUGGAUGCCUACGCCCGUGGUGAAGUGUUCAUCGGCAGUAAGGAGAACAGUUACACCGUCUUGGCCGGUUUGCCCGCGUCUACUCAGGGCUACCACUGGAACCACGGCAUCACCAUCGUCACGCCGGACAGGAAGUUCCUGUUUGCCUGCGAGACAGAGGCCGAGCAACGGGAUUGGAUAGCGGCCUUCCAGAGGGUCAUCAAUCGACCAAUGAGGCCACAGGAAUAUGCAGUGGAGGCCCAUUUCAAACACAAGCCUUGAAGCCUGCGGGAAAACCACAACCAACUCCAAAAAAACUCCAAAAGCCAGUCUCAGUCAGAUCAGAGACAACCCCUGCGUGUGACCACAGACCAUGGCGGGACGAG
Molecule: messenger RNA, 1390 nt
Organism: Seriola dumerili (greater amberjack)
Lineage: Eukaryota; Metazoa; Chordata; Actinopteri; Carangiformes; Carangidae
Product: arf-GAP with dual PH domain-containing protein 1-like
Exons: 11
Coding region: 156-1286 (376 amino acids)
Biological process (GO): positive regulation of GTPase activity
Cellular component (GO): intracellular membrane-bounded organelle; plasma membrane
Molecular function (GO): phosphatidylinositol bisphosphate binding; GTPase activator activity
Source: RefSeq, a predicted model, not a curated record